Molecule: messenger RNA, 3126 nt
Organism: Leptomonas pyrrhocoris
Lineage: Eukaryota; Euglenozoa; Kinetoplastea; Trypanosomatida; Trypanosomatidae
Exons: 1
Coding region: 1327-3126 (599 amino acids)
Source: RefSeq, a predicted model, not a curated record
GCCGCCCGAUCGCCCUUUCAUUGACGCUUGUUGCUGCAUCAUCGUCGCUAACCCGUUUCGCGGCCUUCACUGCUCGCCACCGCGUUAGACUCUUCUCUUUUAGGUUAAUUGUAUUAUUUUUAAUUGUGCGCGACUGCUCCUCCAUUCAUUCUCCUUGCAAGGCCCGUUGCACGAACAGAGUAGCUCGAUUUAUUUUUCUAAAGCUUCUCCUCCCCCUCCCCGUCAGCCGGCCACGGAGCAGUGCGAAAAAGCGAAGUCCCCCGAGAAGCAGCGCAGCCGCGGUUCACGAGACAGAGAGAAAAAAGGUUCUUCGCAAAGAGUAAAGGAAAGGGUUGUAGAGGAUAGUGCAGUAAACUCAUUUUUCCCUCCAUUUAAAGAUUUUGCGGUGUCCCUUGUGCGUUCUUCCCCCCCCCCUCCUUUUCAGUAUUAUUAUUAUUUGCCACACACCUUUGCGUUGGUCCUUCGUGUGUUGCUGCCGUUUAUGCGGCCAUACUCCCGCCGUGCGUCCUCUCUUCACCUUCUCUGUCGUGCCGUUUCUCCCUCCUCGUGACUGUUUGGUUUGAUUGCUUUCAUCCGUUUCUUCUUUAUAUAUAUAUAUAUAUAUAUAUAUAUAUAUAUAUAUAUAUCAGAACAGCUGAAUUUUUUUUAAACCCCUACUUUUGUUUUGUUGCCCUCCGGUUCUCUACGGUGUGUUCCUACUGGCUCCCACGCACAGCGCCGCUUUCUCUUUUUUACUCCCGCCUAUCUUUUUACUGUCUCUACUACUACAAACAAUACCACUACUACUACUAUUAUUAUCAUCAUUAUUAUUUAAAGCAUCUCAAUUUCUCUAUCCAAAUUCACUCGUCUGCACAUGCGGAGUAAACACGCGUAGAGCGACUGCGUUGACUCCAGCCCUCCCUCCCUCCUCCCCCUUUUUUUUAGUAGAACAGUUCGAAGCAGCUGUGUUUUCCGUGUCUGGCUUCUGUACGAUCGCAGCUGAUUUGGCGUUGUGUGUGUCUGUGUGUUUCCUCGAGGUGCGCACUCGCUGCUAUGCCUCUUCGCGCGUUUCACGGUACGUAGAAAACAAAGCAAAAACAAAAGAGCAUCAGCGUUUGUCCUUUUCGGUGUGUCCGCUGUGCGAAGUCGCGAACGAGAAUUUAAAAGAAAGAAGAGGAAAGAAGCGUCGUCGCUUUCCUUCUCUCUCUUUCACCUGCACUCGAUAGCCUGACCAAGAUCUUCAACAAGGAGAACAGCCAUACGCAUCUUCCUUUCUUUAAAAGACUUCUUUGAGCUCCCGUUCCACAUCAGCAUCGGCUCAGGUAUACCAUUCUCAGCAUCAUCGUCAUGGCGGUCCUGAAGAUUUUAUUAUACUUAGUCGUCGCGGCUGGCGCCGGCCUCGCCUACCGUGUCGGCUACCUCCUCGGCCUCGUCGUGUACGCCGCGGUUGUGUGUGGGCUGUGCAACUGGUGGAUGACGGUCUUCCUCCGCGCCGGCCCGCAUUCCUCCCGCCAGGUGCCACCGCAGCCCAUCGCCUACUGCCAGCAGCUCUCCGCGCAGGAACUCAGCAAGGCCUACCGCGAGGGUCGCCUCAGCUGCGUCGAGGUGGUGCGCACCUACAUUGAGCACAUCAAGCGAGUGAACCCCUACAUCAACGUCCUCGUCUUCGACUGCUUCGAGGAGGCGCUGGCGACGGCCGCGGAGGCAGACCGGGUGUGGGCGGAGUGGCGUGUGCACAAGGACCCCGCCCGCAUGCCCAGCUGGCUGCUCGGCGUACCGUGCACGAUUAAAGAGUGCAUGGAGUGCCGCGGCUGCCCCAAUUCAUCGGGGCACCCCACACGCCGCAGCGUCAUCUCCGACGUCGACAGCCCGGUCGUGCACAACUUCCGUGCCGCCGGCGCCGUCAUCCUCGGCGUCACCAACACGAGCGAGCUGUGCAUGUGGUUCGAAAGCUCCAACUACAUCUACGGCAUCACGUGCAACCCCUACGACCCGCGAUGUCUCGUUGGCGGCAGCAGCGGUGGUGAGGGGGCGGCGGCGGGGGCGGCCUUUUCCACCUUUAGCCUCGGCAGCGACAUCGGCGGGUCCAUUCGCAUGCCGGCCUUCUUCAACGGCGUCUACGGCCACAAGGCGAGCCCGCACUAUAUCUCGAACAACGGCCAGCACCCGGGGGCCAAGACCUCGGCGAACCACUACAUGGCCACCGGCCCCAUCUGCCGCUUCCCCGAGGACCUCAUCCCCCUCUCGAAAAUUGCCGCCCGCGGCGGGUUUCGCUUGGACCCCGUCACCUACCCCCCGUGCUCCCCACUGGAGAAGGUGCUCGACCUGCGUCGGCAUCCCCUGCGCGUGUACGCGCUGGAGGACUACGGCUUGCCUUUCAUUCGUGUGUCGGAGAGCCAGAUAGACGCCGUCCACGCCGCAGCGGAGGCACUGCGGAGUCGCUACGGGGCUGAGGUCACCUACAUCAACGUCCGCACCCCUGCCCGCUCCACCGGCGGCACGGUGCCGAAGGAGUUCCGGCCGUUUGCGAAUAUUCUCUCCAUGUGGGCGUCCGUCCUGACCAAGGACCCGACCGAAGCAAAGUUUAGCGCGCUUAUGGCCGAGGGACACGAGGGCGGCAUUAAUUGGAUAGCCGAGGCCGUUCGCUGGGUCUUUGGCCGCUCCGAGCACACCCUGCCCGCCAUCGCCCUCUGCGUGCUGGAGACGAUGGAGAUCAUCUUCCCCAAGUGGCUCACCAUCAGCCGCGAUGAGAACCUCCUGCCCUUCAAGAACGGCCUGGAGACGCUCCUCCACAAGGAUGGCGUCAUCAUCUGUCCGACCUUUCCGUCGCCCGCCCCGCGCCAUCACUUCCCGCUGUGGAACCCGUUCCAGUUUCAAUAUACCGCCGCCUUCAACGUGCUGCAGAUGCCGGCGACGGCCUGCCCGGUUUGGCCCGGUGCCAUCAUGGCCAACCGUCGCAAGGGGAUGUCCCCAUACGAGGUGCGCUCCGAGCACCUGCCGGCGGACUUUCACUUGCCGAAGGGAGUGCAGGUGGUGUCGGCCACCUUCCAAGAUGAGCUGUGCGUGAGCGUGGCCAUCGCUCUGAAGGAGUCGCUGGGUGGCUACCGCUACCCUUCGUGGUCCGUGCUGGAGGGCUCCGACUUCUAG